Messenger RNA from Drosophila sulfurigaster albostrigata, 261 nucleotides. RefSeq names its product BBSome-interacting protein 1 (gene BBIP1). Gene Ontology annotation, cellular component: BBSome. NCBI's taxonomy places the organism in Eukaryota, Metazoa, Arthropoda, Insecta, Diptera, Drosophilidae. Bases 1 to 261 code for a protein of 86 amino acids. The record is from RefSeq and is a predicted model, not a curated record. The transcript has a single exon. Gene Ontology annotation, biological process: receptor localization to non-motile cilium; cilium assembly.
AUGUCGGCGAUAGAGCGUGAAUUGCUUAGAAACGUAAAUGAAAAAAUUGAAUUAAUUGAGCCUAGUACAGGAAAAUUGUUUUUCGAGCAUAAAACUGACUUAUUGCUUGCUAAACCGCGUUUGAUACCUCUCAAAUCGCAGGGUUUGCAGAGUCUGGAGGAAAUGCAUCGUGAAACUGCUCGACAGUUGCAGCAGAAACGCACUAACAACAAGAACAACAACAAUCACCAAGGAGAGGCAAAACCUCUCGACGCCGCUUAG